AUGGCUGCAGCCAUCGCCAGCUCCCUGAUCCGCCAGAAGAGACAAGCCAGGGAGCGGGAGAAGUCCAAUGCCUGUAAGUGUGUCAACAGCCCCAGCAAGAGCAAGGGAAGCUGCGACAAGAACAAGUUGAAUGUGUUUUCCAGGGUCAAACUCUUUGGCUCCAAGAAAAGGCGAAGAAGGCGACCAGAGCCUCAGCUUAAAGGUAUAGUAACAAAGCUAUACAGCAGGCAAGGAUACCACUUGCAGUUGCAAGCAGAUGGAACAAUUGAUGGAACAAAAGAGGAGGACAGUAGUUAUACUUUGUUUAACCUCAUACCUGUGGGUUUACGAGUGGUGGCGAUUCAGGGGGUUCAAACAAAAUUGUAUCUGGCAAUGAACAGUGAAGGAUACCUAUAUACAUCAGAACAUUUUACACCUGAAUGCAAGUUCAAAGAAUCAGUAUUUGAAAACUACUAUGUGACGUAUUCUUCAAUGAUCUACAGACAGCAACAGUCUGGCCGGGGUUGGUAUUUGGGUCUUAACAAAGAAGGAGAAAUAAUGAAAGGAAACCACGUGAAGAAAAAUAAACCUGCAGCACACUUUCUUCCAAAACCAUUAAAAGUGGCCAUGUACAAAGAGCCUUCUCUCCACGAUCUCACAGAGUUCUCAAGAUCUGGAAGUGGGACCCCAACAAAGAGCAGAAGUGUUUCAGGAGUGCUAAAUGGGGGUAAAUCCAUGAGCCAAAAUGAGUCAACGUAG
Molecule: messenger RNA, 738 nt
Organism: Gavia stellata (red-throated loon)
Lineage: Eukaryota; Metazoa; Chordata; Aves; Gaviiformes; Gaviidae
Gene: FGF13
Product: fibroblast growth factor 13
Exons: 5
Coding region: 1-738 (245 amino acids)
Biological process (GO): positive regulation of cell population proliferation; fibroblast growth factor receptor signaling pathway; animal organ morphogenesis
Cellular component (GO): cytoplasm
Molecular function (GO): fibroblast growth factor receptor binding; growth factor activity
Source: RefSeq, a predicted model, not a curated record